GCUCUGGAGGUGUCAGUACUAGAACUCUAUGAUUUUUUUUCUGUCGGCAAAUUUUUGUUUGCCACAAAAUCGUCCGAAAAGGCCUUGUUGGGGGUCAACCAAAGGACCGCACCUGUCUGCCGGCACACCGAGAGCACCAUCAGCGCCCAGGUAAAAGGUCAGGCGUUCGAGAGACCCCGCGCACCAAUCCGCGACCCGGAAAAGAUGGAGACCCGUCGUGUCAUUUGUUUAUGUCUACUGCUCAUCGCCAGCUGCUACGUGUCGCAGUCGCAGGCGGACGAGCACAAUCACAAGUACAAUGACCGCGAAGAGGUGGUGCUGUGGAUGAACACGGUCGGGCCGUACCACAAUCGGCAGGAGACGUACGCCUACUUCUCGCUGCCCUUCUGCAGUGGCCAGAAGGCCUCGAUCUCGCAUUAUCACGAGACACUCAGCGAGGCGCUGCAAGGCGUCGAGCUGGAGUUCAGCGGCUAUGAGAUGGAGUUCAAGAGUGACUCGCCACGCACCAUCAUCUGCAUGGUCGCGUUGCAGGAGGAUAGCACCAAGGCCUUCACUUAUGCGGUGAAGAACGAGUAUUGGUAUCAGAUGUACAUCGACGGCUUGCCCAUUUGGGGCAAGGUCGGUGAGCGGGACGAACGCGACGGCAAGUGGUACAUCUUUACGCACAAGAAAUUCGACAUUGGCUAUAAUGGCCAGCAGAUCGUAGACAUUACACUCACCACGGAUGGCCGUGAGGAACUCAAGGCGGGAGCUCACAUUAACUUCUCGUACGAGGUCAACUGGAAGCCCAGCAAGGUGGAGUUCAAGAAUCGAUUUGACAAGUAUCUGGAUCCCAACUUCUUCCAGCACAGGAUUCACUGGUUCAGCAUUUUCAAUAGCUUCAUGAUGGUCAUCUUCCUGGUGGGCCUGGUGUCCAUGAUUCUAAUGAGAACCCUGCGCAAGGAUUAUGCCCGCUACAGUAAGGAUGAGGAGGUGGACGAUAUGGAACGAGAUCUGGGCGAUGAGUAUGGAUGGAAGCAAGUGCAUGGUGAUGUCUUCCGCUCGCCACCCAAUACUUUGCUCUUUUCGGCCUUGGUCGGUGCUGGUUACCAACUAAUUUCCGUGGUCUUUUGUGUGAUCAUGUUCGCCAUUGUCGGUGAAUUGUACACUGAACGUGGCUCGAUGCUGUCCACUGCGAUCUUUGUUUAUGCUGCCACCUCUCCCAUCAAUGGUUACUUUGGAGGAUCUCUAUAUGCCCGUCUGGGUGGACGAAUGUGGAUCCGGCAGAUGCUUACAUCCGCCUUUACCGUCCCAGUGGCCGUGUGUGGCACUGCGUUCCUGAUCAACUUCAUUGCCAUUGGUUAUCAUGCUUCGAGGGCCAUUCCCUUUGGCACUAUGGUGGCGGUGACUUGCAUCUGUCUGUUUGUGAUCCUGCCAUUGACUUUGGUGGGCACUGUGGUCGGUCGCAAUCUGGAUGGCCAGCCGGACUUCCCAUGUCGAGUGAAUGCAGUUCCACGACCAAUACCCGAGAAGAAAUGGUACAUGGAGCCGCUGAUUAUUGUGCUCCUGGGCGGCGUCCUGCCAUUUGGAUCCAUUUUCAUUGAGAUGUACUUCAUCUUCACCUCUUUUUGGGCAUACAAAAUCUACUAUGUCUAUGGCUUCAUGUUGCUGGUAUUCAGCAUCCUGACUGUGGUCACUGUUUGCGUGACCAUUGUGUGCACAUAUUUCCUGCUAAAUGCAGAAGACUACCGAUGGCAAUGGACGAGUUUUAUGGCAGCAGGCUCCACGUCCAUUUACGUCUAUGCCUACUCAUUUUACUAUUUCUUCUUUAAAACCAAAAUGUUUGGUUUAUUCCAAACGGCCUUCUACUUUGGCUACAUGGCUCUCUUUAGCGGCGCCCUAGGCAUUAUAUGCGGCACUGUCGGCUAUGUGGGCACGAAUUUAUUCGUGCGAAAAAUCUAUUCCAAUGUGAAAAUAGACUAGUAAGAGCCCUGCCCUUUCCCAGAUCUGUAUAUCAUCCUAAUCGAUUUACAAUUGUAUUUAUUAUUUAGUAGAUUUUGA
Molecule: messenger RNA, 2040 nt
Organism: Drosophila serrata
Lineage: Eukaryota; Metazoa; Arthropoda; Insecta; Diptera; Drosophilidae
Gene: TM9SF3
Product: transmembrane 9 superfamily protein member 3
Biological process (GO): protein localization to membrane
Cellular component (GO): membrane
Source: RefSeq, a predicted model, not a curated record